AUGGAUGGGUUUCAUCAUACGGUUUUAGUUUUGGCUGAGUCCAACUCACUUCGGAUCCCCGGGAAUAAACAAGACUGGCCCAAACCGAAGCCUUUUCUCCUCGCCGUCUUUCCCAACAGAAAUGAAACCGAGAAAAUUAGUGUUACGGCCGCUAUAUUUCUUCUUCAUCCUCUUCUCGGAAAGACCGCCGGACGCGAAGGUGGCCACAGGGGCUUUUUUCUUCGAGGUUACAUUCGAACUGUGCGUGAUUCAGGCGUGGGAAAUUCUCGCUGUGUAAUCCACUGGCACAUCGUGGGAAUUUUGGUCGCAAUAUGCACUGCUGCUGCACUGCACUUUGGAGGCAACCCCGGCGGUAACAGGAGCCUAUUAAUAAUGGCGACUAAUGGGAGGCUGUUAUUGCCGGACACUCGGGGGCCUUUUGUCAGGUUCAAGCACCUGAUGCACGAGUGGACGACGACGAGUGGGGGACUGGGGAGACGCGCGUUGAUGAGACUAGUGCAGCAGCAGGAUUCCACCGCACUUCCUGCCGGUCAGUGGAACGUCUACAUGCACGUCACAUUGAAAGCGGACCAUGAGAAAACUUAG
This is a messenger RNA of Notodromas monacha, 585 nucleotides long. NCBI's taxonomy places the organism in Eukaryota, Metazoa, Arthropoda, Ostracoda, Podocopida, Cyprididae. The record is from the annotation of a GenBank genome assembly.